This is a messenger RNA of Annulohypoxylon truncatum, 684 nucleotides long. RefSeq lists its product as uncharacterized. The record is from RefSeq and is a predicted model, not a curated record. The coding region runs from base 1 to 684 and encodes 227 amino acids. The transcript has 2 exons. Lineage: Eukaryota; Fungi; Ascomycota; Sordariomycetes; Xylariales; Hypoxylaceae.
AUGCCGAUAUUCAAUCUUGACUUCUCAUCGCCGCAUCGGCCGGCGCAUUCUUCGCCGUUGUCAUCCUCACCCAUCAGAGCCAGUUCCCCGCCGCCUUUAUCACAUCGCGACCCAAAUACGCUUCCCAGAUUCGACACCCAGUCUUCACCCAUACGAGAAUCAUCUACCAAAUUCAAGUUCGCUCGAAAUGUGAAGCCGAACCCCUUGAGACAGAACCGAGAGAAUGCGCAAGAGAGCAGGCGGAACCUGUUCCUUCGGAAUGUACGGAAGCGCGCCGAUGACAGGCAGUGGGAGAGAAGAGGGGGUGACCAAGAGACUCUAAAACUCGAGUGGUCGAUAUUGGACAGGCAACGCAGAGAACAAAAGAAUGCGGAUAUCGAUGGUAUCGUGUUCGAGGAUGAGAUCGAUGACAUCCUAGAACUCCAACGCCGGCAACCUGAGGAUCAGGACCCUGAUGAGAUGAUGGUCGACGCAAUGGCACAGGAAGAGGAAGCAGAAUUAAACGCCAUGCUAUCCAUGCUCGAGACCCACUCAUCUCAACCACGCGCGGAAACGACAUCGCCGACACUUGUCGAUGAUGAUGACUAUGACGAUCUCUUCAUGGACCUCUUAUCGCAACAGGGCCAAACUAGCCACAACACGAACCAAGGGUUCGCGUCAUCGGGUCAGAUGGACAUGUCGUGA